Styela clava is the source of this 2329-nucleotide messenger RNA. Its product is annotated as N-acetylneuraminate lyase-like. The record is from RefSeq and is a predicted model, not a curated record. Gene Ontology annotation, molecular function: lyase activity. Lineage: Eukaryota; Metazoa; Chordata; Ascidiacea; Stolidobranchia; Styelidae.
UUUACUUCACGCUAUGCAAUCCCCGCGGAAGUCGUUUAGCGUCGAUUUUGAGUAAUUACGCAGAUUUAUUUAUUUCAACUUCAAGGUUUUACGAAUAUUGAAAUAUUUUAAAAACCUGUAUAGAGGAAAUUAAGAUGACCUAUUUCAGUAUUUAAAGGGUGGAAUUUGACUCAAAACACUUGGCCAAUGGCCAUCAACCAGACGGGUUAUUUGGUUAUUUAACCACUGUUGGUUUCAAACGGGUACCGUACUUCCGCAAAGUAUUGACGCGCGUUCGCGAGUUCACUUUCAUUGGUCUUGUCGCUUUAAAUUACUGCAUUGUAAUGGAUAAUGACAGAAUGAAGGUUUCCUAAUACGGUAAUAAGAAACUGACUCAUUGCUUGUACUGUAAUAUGUAUUAAAACCACGAGAGAAAAUACCGUAUGUUAUGUGAAACCAGAAACUGAAAGCAGGAAAGUAUGCCUCUUACUGCAGCACCGGUACUGUGUUUGCAGAUUCAACAUUAUUCCGUUAUUAAAUUCUAUAGAGUUCUAUAAUAUUUGUGUGAAGAGAGAUAGAUUUAAAAAUGAAGUUAGAUCUUCAAGGAAUUGUUCCUGCAGCAUUUACUCCAAUGCAUCAAAAUGGGAACCUCAAUUUGGAUGUCAUAGACCAAUAUGUAGAUCUUCUGGAAAAGGAGAACAUUUCUAAUGUUUUCAUCUUAGGAACUGCUGGAGAAGGUUGUAGUUUAUCAGUUGAAGAAAGAAAAAAAGUUGCAGAAAAAUGGAUGAAAUCUGCCAAAAAUAGAAUAAAAAAUGUGAUCGUUCAUGUAGGAUCUCAAAGUUUAGUUGACACAAAAACGUUGUCUGAACAUGCAGAAUCAAUAGGAGCAUCUGGUAUUGCCACUGUAUCAAGCUUUUACUUCAAGCCAAAAAGCGUAAAACAUCUUUCUCUGUAUCUGGCAGAAGUUGCCAAAGCUGCUCCGAAUACUCCAACUUUAUAUUACCAUAUGCCUAACUUCACUGGAGUGAAUUUCAAAGUGAAAGAGAUUUUUGAUGAAAUAGAGAAAAUUGGAGUGCCAAAUUUUGCUGGAGUAAAAUACACUGGACCGGAUUUGUGUGAUUUUGGCAGAUGUAUUGAUUGCUAUGGACAUAAAUAUUCAAUAUGCUACGGUGUGGAUGAGCAACUGAGUGCAGGAUUAUUAAUGGGAGCUCAAUCUGGUGUUGGAAGUACAUACAACUAUGCAUUGAAGUUAUAUCAGAAUUUAUAUCAUGCUUGCAAACAGGAAGAUUUAAAAUUGGUUCGAGAAUUGCAAUUCAAGGCACAGAAAUUCAUUUCCUAUCUUUUAUCAGAAGGUUUGGAUAUCGGAAUGGGAAAGGCAUUGAUGAUCCCAUCAACUGGCAUAGAUGUAGGACCUCCAAGGUUGCCAAUGCUUCCUACACCGAAGAAAGAAAUGGAUAAAUUGGUUGGAGAGUUGACUAAGAUGGGAUUUUUUGAAUGGCUCAAGUAGACUUUUUGAUUACAAUGGAUUCCAGUUUAUAAAUAUCUUGAUAUUUUAUUCACAUUCAUACAUGACAUUCCUCAAAACAAUUUUUCUAUAUAUAUAUAAUAGUACAUCAUAGUAAUAUUAUGUGAUUAUUAGUAUAUUGUUUAUAGUGCAUAUCAUUUCAUCAGCAUUUAUGGGUAAAAUUGAGUUGGCAUGAAUUACCUACCUGUUACCUGUUUUCAAUCAGGGUUUAACUGCAAUUUUCUAGUCAGUUGUUCUCGACCUUGAAAAUAUUCUGUAUCAUUUACUUACCGUAAUCCUUUUUUACAUGCCGAAUAGAGUUUGUUCACCUGUUUAUUAUGACUCCCAUUGUUUGAAAUAUUGAUAAAGGGAGUUAUUUUUUAUUUCACAUUCAGUUCUGCAGUUACGUAAAUGAGCAAAUAUUUUUAGCUGAAAGUCCUUCAAAACUAUGCUUCACAAGAAUUCUAUGUAAUACACAUGACAAGUAUAGAAAUAUUGUCAACUGGGAUGUAUUAAUUGACAUGGUUUAAAUAUAUAUAAUUUUUUUGAGUUAUUUAGGGGAACUGUGAUCAGCUGGGAAUCAAGUCUUAUAUUAUACCUCCAAUUAACUUGUUUAGUCAUAUAUAUAUAUAUAUUAAACGUUUUUUGUUAAAUAUGGUCUAUUAACUUGACUUUCCCUAAUUUUAGCAGCUUCUUUGUAGCUUGCCUAAUCUUUUUUAAUUUUUUUUUAUAUUUCUUCCUCAAUCAUUUUUGCCUGUAUUACGUUUCAUGUACAUAUUUAAGUGCCGAAGUGUGCAAUAAUUAAAUAAAUUUCAAGUAUAUUUGGUUCAUGUUUAAACUUUCCAA